AAAAAAGUUAUGGAGCGAAGCCUAAUCGGAUCAUGUCUGUUGCAUGCUGCAGCUGCGUAGUUUUCAGAUUGAAAAAUCUCCACAGUGCCUGAGGAAAAAGCAGGAGGAGAGUCCCAGCGGAGCAGUGAGGAGAGCCGCAGGAGUACCAUUGUUUUUUUUUUUCUUUUUUUUUCUUUUAGAGGGGAAGGAAUCAGAUAAUCGGCCGGUUGAGAGGAGGGCCAGGUCUGUUUUUCCGUUUCUAGGGACUGGCUGUGCUGUCAGGAGAGCGGGACAGGUGCGCACCGUCAACUUCCCUCCUCUCCAGCUGUGGGAGGAAGAAAGCCUCCCACUGGACGGACUCUCCUCUCUCAGCAACACUUUGGAAACCAGUUUUGGAAGUUGUUCAUUUCCCCUCCAGCGUUUCUUUCUGCUCAUGUUUCCCCUCUAAAGUGAACUCCGGAGUGGAAUGGUUUGGACGCUGACCGGCUCCGUGACGCACAGACCGCCGGGGCUCCACGCUGCUCUGUGACACACUGGAGCCGAACGGCGUGGGGUGGGAAGCUGCCGCUGGUUGAUCAGUGCACGUUUCUGUGGAGUGGAGUGGAGAGUGGGAUCGAGACGCCCCGGCAUCGACAGCAGCAGCACUCUCCGCUUCAAUGCGACACUGACGCAGCUGCUCUCACGCGGACAGGUGAUGCUCUUUUGACUCGGCGGAGGCUGAUCGUGCGCGGAUGAUCCGGGACUCGUUUCACCGUGGAAUGGACUACGACGCGAGAGAGCAUCCCCAACUUCUCUGAUUGAUAACAAUGUUUUUCUCCGUGCGUCACUGCGCCUUGAGGAUCUGAGGCGGCUGCUGCUGCUGCGAGGGACGCCUGGACUUCCUCCUCGGGUUCACUGGAGGGACCGACCAUGUCCAAGACACUGAAGAAGAAGAAGCACUGGUCCGCCAAAGUGCAGGAGUGCACGGUGUCGUGGGGGGGAACCGGGGAGCUGGUCACGGUGGUGGAGGUGCGCGGCGGCGCGGAGCUGGGAGAGUUCCCCUACGUCGGACACAUAGUUUCGGAGGCGAUGGUUUGUCACACCGGGAGGCUCCCCUGCGGCGGGGACGUGCUGCUGGAGGUGAACGGCACGCCGGUGAGCGGGCUCACCAACCGGGACACGCUGGCCGUCAUCCGCCACUUCCGAGAGCCCAUCCGCCUGAAAACUGUGAAACCAGGGAAGGUGCUGAAUACUGAUCUGCGCCACUACCUCAGUCUGCAGUUUCAGAAGGGCUCCCUGGACCACAAGCUCCAGCAGGUGAUCAGGGACAACCUGUACCUGCGCACCAUUCCCUGUACCACACGGCAGCCCAGAGAGGGGGAGGUUCCCGGAGUGGACUACAAUUUCAUCAGCGUGGGGGAGUUCCGUGAACUGGAGGAAAGCGGCCUGCUGCUGGAGAGUGGCACCUACGAUGGCAACUACUACGGGACCCCGAAGCCCCCUGCAGAGCCCAGCCCCGUCCAGCCGGACCUGGUGGACCAGGUUUUGUUCGAUGAGGAAUUUGACUCUGAGGUGCAACGAAAACGCACCACCUCAGUCAGUAAAAUGGACAGAAAAGACAGCGCUGCGCCCGAGGAGGAGGAGGAAGAGGAGCGGCCUCCGAUGGUCAACGGCCUGGCAGAGCACAAGGACAAGGCAGAGUGGAGGAAGACGGUGCCCAGCUACACCCAGUCGGCCGGGGCCAUGGACCUGCGAGUGUGGAACACACCGGAUGAAAGUCAGGAGCCCCUGCCUAAAAACUGGGAGAUGGCCUACACAGAAACCGGCAUGGUCUACUUCAUUGAUCACAACAGCAAGACCACUACUUGGCUGGACCCCCGUCUUGCCAAGAAAGCCAAACCCCCAGAGAAAUGCGAGGAAGGAGAGUUGCCCUACGGCUGGGAGAAGAUCGAGGACCCCCAGUACGGCACCUACUACGUGGACCACAUCAACCAGAAGACCCAGUUUGAGAAUCCAGUGCUGGAAGCGAAGAGGAAGAUGAGUGCGGACACGCCCAUCGCCGUACCGCAGCCAGCAGCCACGCCCUCAGCAGAGGAGCCUGUGAAGGGAGUGCGGGGCUUCACGAGAGAUCCGUCUCAGCUGCAGGGCUCCAUUCUGCAGACCGCGCUCAGAAAAAGCCCCCAGGGCUUUGGGUUCACCAUCAUCGGAGGAGACCGGCCCGACGAGUUCCUCCAGGUCAAAAACGUCCUUCCAGAUGGGCCUGCUGCUCACGACAACAAAAUUGCCUCAGGUGACGUGAUUGUGGACAUCAACGGAACGUGUGUGCUGGGGAAGACUCACGCUGACGUCGUUCAGAUGUUCCAGUCCAUCCCGGUUAACCAGUACGUGGACAUGGUCCUGUGCCGGGGCUACCCGCUCCCCGAGGACUCCAGCAGCAGCGAGGAGGCGUCGGGCGGUCUCUCCACCUCCAAGGACACGUCCCCCUCCCCCUCCACCUCUACGCCGCAGGACCCCCAUUACACGGUCCCGGACGGCGGGACCCUUUCCCGACAGACGCUGCCUAUGACCAACGGAGGGCGCCACCACCACCACCACUCUCAUUCCCACCAGCACCACCACCACCACCACUCCCCCCACAGCCAGGACGGGCCCGAGGCCACGCUGCUGCAGCCGGAGCUGGUGAGCGUCCCCCUGGUGAAGGGCCCCGGGGGGUUCGGCUUCGCCAUCGCGGACUGCCCCCUGGGGCAGAAGGUGAAGAUGAUCCUGGACGCCCAGUGGUGCCGCGGCCUGCUGAAGGGCGACGUCAUCAAGGAGAUCAACCGGCAGAACGUCCAAACGCUCAGCCACUCCCAAGUGGUGGACAUCCUCAAAGACUUACCCGUGGGCAGCGAGGUCAACGUCCUGGUGCUUCGAGGAGGUCAGACAUCCCCCGUGAAAUCACUGAAACCUUGCACAGCUCCCAUGUCGCAUGCUGUAUCCCAGCCAACUCCGCACCAAGCACCUCAUCCUGUAUCCCAGCAAGUGUCCCAUCCGUCCUCUCAGCCCAUAAUACAGCAGCAGCAGCAGCAGCAGCCGCCACCGCCACAGCAGCAGCACCGACAGGAGAUGAUCAACAGCACAGAGACCCUCAGUCAGCCAGAGGCGCCGCCCAACCCGCUUCCUUUCGGAAACAACACCCUGCGUUCGUCUUCGCCCAAACCAGAUGCGUCGGAGCUCUACCUCAAGUCCCGGGCCAUGUUGGAAAGCAAGCCUCCUAAUACCAAGGACCUGGAUGUGUACAUCAAAAGAAACCAGGAGUCGGGAUUUGGCUUCAGAGUGCUCGGAGGCGAGGGACCAGAUCAGCCGGUGUACAUCGGCGCCAUUGUGCCGCUCGGCGCCGCCGAGAAGGACGGGCGCUUGCGGGCGGGGGAUGAGCUGCUUUGUAUCGACGGCGUGCCGGUGAAGGGCAAAUCCCACAAGCAAGUGCUGGAGCUGAUGACCAACGCCGCCCGCAACGGCCAAGUGAUGCUGACAGUCCGACGGAAACUCUCACACGCAGACGGCGGCAGGGAGGAGGACGGCAGCCAGCAGCCCCAGCAGGUCGCAUCUGCCAUGGUCAACAGCUCCCCCAAAACGCCCCGCGGCGAGGCGGCCAGCGCCGUCCAGCCGGCGCAGGCCGCUCGACCCGAGUGCUUUGAUGUCACUCUGCAGCGCAAAGACAACGAGGGCUUCGGGUUCGUCAUCCUCACAUCAAAGAACAAGCCCCCACCUGGAGUUAUACCUCACAAGAUCGGCCGGAUCAUUGAAGGCAGCCCUACAGAUCGUGUAGGCCAGAUGAAAGUGGGGGAUCGGAUCUCGGCUGUGAACGGCCUGUCCAUCAUGGAUCUGUCCCACAACGACAUCGUUCAGCUCAUCAAGGACGCCGGCAACUCAGUCACGCUCACUGUUGUGCCCGAGGAUGACAGCGCUCCUCCAUCUGGAACAAAUUCAGCCAAGCAGAGCCCUUCAGCACAGCACAGAGCUGUCGGCCAGCAGCCUCCCAGCUACUCAGACAGGAACAGUGACUCUGAGGUGAGAAGCCUACCAAGAGAGAUGGAAAAUCUCAUCGUCUCGGGUCCGAAGCAGGGAUGCUUUGUGGUGGAGCUGGAGCGCAGCCAGCGGGGCUUCGGCUUCAGUCUGAGAGGAGGUAAAGAGUACAACAUGGGUCUGUUCAUCCUGCGACUGGCCGAGGACGGGCCUGCUCUGAGAGACGGGAGGAUACACGUUGGGGAUCAGAUUGUGGAGAUCAAUGGCGAGGCCACGCAGGGCAUCACGCACACCCGAGCGAUCGAGCUGAUCCAGGCCGGGGGAAGUAAAGUCCAUCUUCUGCUCCGACCGGGUCAAGGAUUGGUCCCAGAUCACAGUUCAAAGGACAAAGUAACCAUUCCAACCUCAAGCUUUCCCAGACUCUCUGCAUCUGACGGCCCGUCCUCUCCGGCGUCUCCAUCCUCUGUCUCCCUCUCUACCUCGGAACUGUCUCCUUCUUCGCCCAAAGUAUCCGCGCCUGACGAGUUCUCUGGGGGAGACGCCAGGGUUUCCGGCUCGCCCGGCGCUGGCCACGAGCAUGGCAGGCAGGCUAACAGAUCGAGAGGACAGCAGCUCGCUCAUCACGGCCAGAAGCUCGCCACCAGCCCGAGCGCCCAGCCCGGCAAAACAAGCAGGGGUGACUCAAAGCCUGGAAGUCCCAAAAAGGCCAGCGACGGACGGACGGAUCGCGUCCAGCGCUCUCAGAGCCCCCGCAAAACAUCUCGAGGCCACAGCGGGUCACUGGAGGACGUGAAUAAAGAGAAGAGAGCUCAAGGGCAGAGAGACUACCACUCCACUAGUCCAAGGAAGGGCUACAGGGUGGAGCAGGACCCUGCCGCGCCUGUGAGGAACCCGGAAGAGCCUCACAGCCCCAGACGCCCGGCGGGCCAGCAGCCCAGCACCGCCGCUAGAGAGGAGAAGGACUGGAGGUACAAGGAAGAUGACGCAACUUACUGGCAAGAGAGAGCGCCGGCAGAGAGUGGGGACAGAAGCUGGGGGUCUGGCGAGCGACACAAAAAGGGAAAAAGGGCCGAGCAAGAGGCGUCGGCGCCAAAGUCCAUCUCCCAGGCGUACAGGGACAGGGCGGGGUCGGAUGCCGAUAACGGCACGCUGAACAAAAGGAGCGGGAAAGAGAGAAGCGAUAAAGAUUAUCAAGAGGGCAAGUACCAGGGGUCAGCCGAGGAAAUGAAUAGAAAGGAUCCCAGAGGUUCGAGCAGUAGCAUUCAGGACCCCGGUGUUAAUGGGACCACCAAGAAGGCUCCCAUCACCCCCGGCCCAUGGAAGGUUCCCAGCUCGGCCAAGAUCCAGUCCCAAGUGGACACAAGCUACGCGGAUAUCUGAGAACCUGGAUCGUUGCACAUACGAAGAGCAAGCCGAGCCUCUGAGAGACGGACACUCACCACAGGAGGACUGAAUUUCCUGACAUAGCAGAUCACUGUGUAACCAGCAACAUAGCUUCUCAUCGCUUUUUUUUUUUAAUUUUUUUUCACCCAGUUUGCCUCAGUCAGUUUGCAUCAGGCCGCCGACGUCGGAUCUGACGCGCGUGCUUGUUACCUAACGGAGUAUUAGUAGUGUUAGAAAAAAAAAAAGUGCGGACUGGUUUGUGUGUAGCAGGUUCUGAGCGUGAUUUCUGAAGUGACUCUGAAGUUCAUCAUGUGCCAAUCAGAAGACUCCGGCUAGAAAGAAGCUGAUCGUAAUUGCACUCACUGUGAGACUCUUUGUAGGUAAUUGGAUGAACUGCUUCCCACGUCUUGCCCACCUUGAUGAAGGAUCUUACAUUUUCUUGUCACUUUGAAGGUUUUGAAGGCACACCCAUGCAAUCACACGGCUUUUUCUUCCAGAUUGAUUCACUGUCUCAAAUGGAUUAAGAGAGAAAAAUAGAGACUGGUGGGGUUUCUCCUCAAAUACACGAAAUCGGUGUCUUCGAAGUCAUUUAAUGUCUGUUUUCAGAGUUUUUGAACCAUGUGACUGCUUUCAUUGUGAAAACACGAAUCCCUUGAGCUUACCACAGGGUGGGAAAACUGACCCUGAAGCUUUAUAUGCAUCAACCAUCAGACCAGAUACUUGUGGUUAUAGUUCUAAUGUUUGUUACCUGUGUGUUGAUAAUGAAGCAUAAUGUAAUUUAUUGAAAAUUAUAUGUAAACAAAAGCAGUUAGUACACGUUAUCCAUGAUGCGUCAUUCAACUCAAUGUGGACUUGAAAAAAAUAGAACGUGUAGAUAAUCAUCACCACCUAAAAAUACCACGAUAAAAUCUGCACUCUAUACAUUGUUUCAUGAUCUGUAAAACAGUCACGGGAGCUGACUCAUAAUGUUGUUGACUGUUUGCGGCUCUGUAUCUUUAGGUCCUCCAGCUAUAUAUGUGUGUGUGUGUAAACAAGCUGAAUGGUAAGCCUAUGUAUUUUCGAUAUUGCUGUAGCAUCAACUAUACUUAAUCAUAUAUUAUUUAAAGAAGGAUCAGAUAUAAAGACACGUAAUUCAGAAGGAUUGAUUAACAGAGAGCCUGAUUGUAAGAAGUGAUAACUCUGCCUUUGACCUAUUUAAACCUCUAUCAGAUAUCUGUAUUUUUAUCAUCAUAUGUAGGCACAAAAAUGAAUUAUUUUCUUCAUCCGAACCCCAAAAAUCUAUUUUUUGAUUCUUGAAUUAAUGAAGUAUAUCAUCUAUGAUGUAAGUGGUAUAAUAUUGAUAUGAUAUUUUUGCUGAAUUGUCUGUGUCAUAAACCAAGCCAGACCCUCAAAGGAUUCAGUUAAUUUUCCACACUAGGAGGAAGGAACGCAUGCUCAACUCAGCAUGCUGCUCUUUUGUGGUUGCACAUAUUUCAUAAUGUGAAAAUGUCUGCGCUGCUUCUUUGGGAGUCUGCCUUGGAAAUUACAAGCUGGUCAGAUUGAAUCAAAGCAUGAUUUAAUUCAUGCGUGUUUCAAGAAAACUAUGUUUAUUGGCAUCUGCUUGUGCUCUCUGAAGACAAAAUGUAGCCUCGUUUUACUGUGUCUACUGUGGAGUACAGCGACAUCUAGUGGUUUAUUCACUGCUCUUCCCAAAACAAGCUUGUACUGAAACAGCCUGCCCGUUGAAGGAUGUAAACAUACAUCUGAUCGAUCUGUGACACCACUCAAUAAUUUAUUGUUAAUAUGACGGGCUACUGUAUGAUUUACUGUUCAUGCUAUUACCAUGUAUGAUACUGUGGCCUUGCAUUACUUCAACAUUUAUAUAUAAAUAUUAAAAAAAAUAAACAUAUCUUUUAGUUUUUGACAUCACCAUAGUUGUAAAUGUUUAUAAAUUGUACAGCACCUGUAUAAAUAUUUGCCUUCAUGCAGACAAACAAAUCCUCUGUAAAUCGUUUCAUUAUUUUUUUAAGGGAACUGAGAGGAAAUGAUAUAUUAUAUUAAAAAAAAUAGGUGAAAAUAAAUCUGGUCAUGGCAUUCUGUUCAUGCACUGAUAAAUAAAGGUUUA
Molecule: messenger RNA, 7450 nt
Organism: Salarias fasciatus (jewelled blenny)
Lineage: Eukaryota; Metazoa; Chordata; Actinopteri; Blenniiformes; Blenniidae
Gene: magi3a
Product: membrane associated guanylate kinase, WW and PDZ domain containing 3a
Exons: 21
Coding region: 889-5343 (1484 amino acids)
Biological process (GO): signal transduction
Cellular component (GO): cytoplasm; cell-cell junction
Molecular function (GO): protein binding
Source: RefSeq, a predicted model, not a curated record